Molecule: messenger RNA, 3949 nt
Organism: Elgaria multicarinata webbii
Lineage: Eukaryota; Metazoa; Chordata; Lepidosauria; Squamata; Anguidae
Gene: LONRF1
Product: LON peptidase N-terminal domain and ring finger 1
Exons: 12
Coding region: 160-2406 (748 amino acids)
Molecular function (GO): protein binding; ubiquitin protein ligase activity
Source: RefSeq, a predicted model, not a curated record
UUCUGUUUCUACGAAGAGAGAUAACGGCGGGCGGCGGCGGCGGCGGCGGCAGCGGCAGCAGCAGCAGCAGCAGCAGCAGCAGGAGUCUCGUGCCACACCCCCCUCCGGGAUCCGGACGGGCCGCGGGUGUGGGGGGGAAAGAGGAGGAGGGGAGGCGAAAUGGCGUCUUCGCCGGUGGCCGUCGAGACAGCCCUAGAGCCCGGUGGCAGCGGUGCCGGUCAGUCGGAGCAGGAGCGGUUGCUGCGACGCGGGGAGCUGCUGGCCCUGAGCAACCACCUGAAAGAAGCGCUGGAGACGUACUCGGCGGCGCUGCGCCUCGGCCCGGCGCCCACCUCGACCUCCCGCCGCCGCCUGGGCACGCUGGUGGACUGCCUGGUGCUGCACUACCGCCUGAGGCAGCGGGAGCAAAAAGCCGGAGCGGCUGGAAACGCACCGGAGGGUCAGGAAGCUGAGGCCGGGGAAGAGGAGCCGCCGCCGCUGCCGCCGGACGCUCGGGAAGAACGCGGAGGAGCGACGGCGGAGCUUUUCCGCUGCUGCGGCUGCCGAGGCUUCCUGGGCGAGCCGGUGACGGCGCCGUGCGGGCACACCUACUGCCGCCGCUGCCUGCGCGAGGAGCUCCGCGCCCGCUGCCGCCGCUGCGGGGACCCCCUCGGGAUGUCGCCCGUCGCCGUGGUCCUCGGCCAGUUGGCGGAGAAGUGGUUCCCGGAGGAGUGCGAGAGGGCGCGGACCCGGCGCCGCGUGGGCGAACUGCUGGGGCGCGGGCAGCUCCGAGAAGCUCGGGAAGCCGCCAGUCGGGCCCUCCUAGAGGAUCCCAGUGACUUGAUGUUGCAAGUUUAUAGAGCUGAAUCCUAUGCUGGACUCCAAGAAUUUAAAUCUGCCCUAGAUGACCUGAAUGCUGUUGUUGCUAAAAUGCCAAAUUGGCCUGAGGUCUACUUCAGAAGAGCAAAAAUACUUCAUAAUGCUGGUUCUAUAGAUGAUGCCUUACAGCUAUUUCUUCACUGCCUAGCACUUGAUGAAGGAUUUCUUCCAGCAAAGCUAGAAGUGGAGAAGAUGCUGUGUGAUUUGCUGUCACCAGAAAAUGUGAGAGAGAGUUUGAAAGAAUCUACUUUGAAUUCAUCAUAUGUUCGAAGUAAACCAUUUAUUUGUGGUUCUGAAUCUGAAGCGUCUUGUGUUCAUUUGCCUCUCACUUCAGAGCCAGAUUUAGAAGUGCCACGGGUUACAUCACAGCCUAUUGGAGGAAAUCUUCAUCGUGCACAGUCUGCCCAUUCUCUUAACUCAACAGAAAAAAUUGCCAAAGAUGAUGGAUUAAAAAGGGUUUCUUCUGAACCUCUGCUUUCUAGCCAAGAGAAAGGUGCUUUAUUAAAAAGGAAGUUGUCCUUUUCAGAACAAGAAGUUGCUAUUUGUGAAGAUGGAAGGAAUAAGCAUAAAAAACAAGGAGAAACUACAAAAAGGGAUGCGGCCUUUUUACUGAAUUAUGGAGCAAUUCCAGAGGACUUGGUUGAUGCAUCAGACUUUGAGUGUUCGCUUUGUAUGAGGCUUUUCUUUCACCCUGUGACAACACCCUGUGGCCAUACAUUCUGCAAGAAUUGCUUAGAACGUUGUUUAGACCAUGCUCCUCAUUGUCCUCUGUGUAAAGAAAGCUUAAAAGAGUAUCUCGCAAGUAGAAAAUACUGCAUCACACAAUUGUUGGAAGAACUAAUAGUGAAGUAUUUGCCCGCUGAAUUAUCUGAGAGGAAAAGAAUUGAUGAUGAAGAAAUGGCUGAACACUCGAACUUAACGGACAAUGUUCCGAUCUUUGUUUGCACUAUGGCCUACCCAACUGUGCCUUGUCCCCUCCAUGUGUUUGAGCCAAGGUAUCGACUGAUGAUUCGAAGGAGUAUAGAAACAGGGACGAAACAAUUUGGGAUGUGUAUCAGUGACCCCAAAAAGGGGUUUGCAGAUUACGGCUGCAUGUUGUACAUUAGAAAUCUUGACUACCUGCCAGAUGGGAGGUCUGUUGUGGAUACAGUUGGAUUAAAGAGAUUCAGAAUUCUUCAAAGAGGGAUGAAGGAUGGUUAUUGCACUGCAGACAUUGAGUAUUUAGAAGAUAUAAAGGUUCAAAAUGAAGGUGAGAUGAAGAAACUUGGAGAACUCCAUGAUUUUGUAUACAACCAGGCUUGCAGCUGGUUCCAAAGCUUAAGAAACAGGUUUCGUAGCCAAAUACUUCAGCACUUUGGUCCAAUGCCAGAGAGGGAGGAAAACAUACAGGAAAUGGCUAAUGGACCUGCUUGGUGUUGGUGGCUUCUAGCUGUACUCCCUGUGGACCCCAGAUAUCAGCUUUCAGUGCUGUCUAUGAGGUCUUUGAAAGAACGUCUGAUAAAAAUUCAAGAUAUAUUGACGUAUUUCUCUAGAGACCAGUCCAAAUGACUAACUGCCUGGAUCUUACUGAAACAUUACCCUGUUCUAGCUAUAACAGCAGCUGGGUUUUUUGCAGCAUUUGCACUUUUAGCGCUGGUUUGAGAAUAUCAGAACUGCUUUUCCUAUUUUCCUUUACCAAUAGUUCUUCACAUGGGUACCUUCAGCUUGAAGGAUACCACUAAAAUUGCACAAAGAAAAAUUGACCCAGCGACAAAAAUGUGGGAGGAAAACUAUUUUAUUUGCACUAUAUGCAAGUGAGAAUGUGUCCUAUGAAUGUAUCCUAUGAUUUGAGUAUUAGGAGCAGUGGAAAGUGCAGGAUUUAAAACUGUCAGUCCAGGUUUACAAUGUUAAGGAUGCAUACAAAAUCUUGCAAAUCAGAAUUUGCCUCAGAUGCAACACCCUGUUGCUAUUUGCACAAGUAUUUAAAAUGUAGUAUUAAAUGUUGCUGUAGCAAACUUCUGUUUUGUGAGUGUCUUAAAUAUAAACAUAGCACAAGUUAAUUUUCUUGCGUACUUAAUAAUAAUGAUAUAGAUUUGGAGACAUGUUAAAGAACAAUUUAAAGAUCAUUCAAGAAGCUAUUGAAAUUGUGAACAUAUUACCUAUAGCUGUACAUUGUGAGAGACUGGGGUUGGACACAACUGACUACUAGCGUGUUGUUCAGGGUAGUUCAUCUGAACACUUAAAUAUGUUUCUCCAGUAUGUAAUAACAAAGACUCACUGCAAUCCUAUGAUCCAAGCGGUCAGCCUUCAGAGAUCUCACCUCAAAUACCCCUCUCCCAGCCCCCAUGGAAGCAUCCACAUCCCCUACCUCUGGUUUUGAAACUCUGGCACUGGAGAGGGGAAGCAUGAGGCAUGCUGGGGGAUUGUUAGGAGGAGAAUCAGGAGAGGCAUCCCAUUGUAAUCUGCACCAGUCCAGUAGCUGGUGUAAACUAACUCUCUCCUAUUAGUUCCAACAGGAGAGAGUUGGUUAAAAGAUAGAAGCUGGCUGGGGCGGGAAGGGGGAGAGGAAAAAAAUAAGGAAAAUGCUCUUCCUCCCUUACUUAUGAUCUCUGGGCAUUACCCCGGCAGGGCUUUGGAUAUUUUGGAAGGUCUGACAUCUAAUCUUUCCAUGAUUGUUAAGAUUGCCCUGCCAGAAAGCACUAAAUACAGUAAUGAUUCCUAAAUUUCUGUGCAUACCACUCAGAAAAGUUAACAAACUUCCAGAUUUGAAAAUACAGUCAGUGACUUUCUCUUAGCUCCAUGAAUCAGUUGCAGCUCACCAUAUCCUUACAGGGAACUGAUGUGAAAGAAUGGGAACUACUGAAAUACUAGUAGAAAUAAGUUUUACCAGUUUUUUGAAAAGUUCAAAAACAUUUGGUGCAAAUAGAACUUCCAUGCCUUAUUCAUAUGAAUACUACAGUGCAAUGCAAAGGUUAGCAUUCUGCUUGCCAAUAGGUACUUUCUGUAGUUCUGUUUGUGAAUGACUGUCUUGUAUGUGAGUCAUUUUGUAAAAUUCUUUUUAAAAUCUUGCUUUUGCUAAUAUUUAAUUUUCAAUAAACCUACAACUUAUAUA